Tachyglossus aculeatus (Australian echidna) is the source of this 2262-nucleotide messenger RNA. RefSeq names its product ras homolog family member U (gene RHOU). The transcript is spliced from 3 exons. The coding region runs from base 136 to 912 and encodes 258 amino acids. The record is from RefSeq and is a predicted model, not a curated record. Gene Ontology annotation, molecular function: GTP binding; GTPase activity. Lineage: Eukaryota; Metazoa; Chordata; Mammalia; Monotremata; Tachyglossidae. Gene Ontology annotation, biological process: small GTPase-mediated signal transduction.
CCCCGCCCCCCGGUGCCGGUGCCGGUGCCGGUGCCACCGGAGCCCGUUAUGUGAGCGUGAAGCGUCGGCCCGACGGCACGGACCCCGCGGGCUCCGCUCCUCUUCGGGCGCCCGGCAACGCGGCACCGACACCCGAUGCCGCCGCAGCAGCAACCGGGGGCCGCCGCCGCCGCCGCCUACCCGGGCAAGUCGGGGUGGAGGCCCGGCGGCUGCGAGGGCCCGCCGGUUCCCCCGCGCCGCCGGCCCCGCCGGGGGGCCGCCGAGGCCCGCGGCCUCAAGUGCGUGCUGGUGGGCGACGGCGCCGUGGGCAAGACCAGCCUGGUGGUCAGCUACACCACCAACGGCUACCCCACCGACUACAUCCCCACCGCCUUCGACAACUUCUCCGCUGUGGUGUCGGUGGACGGCAGGCCGGUGAAGCUCCAGCUUUGCGACACGGCAGGACAGGACGAGUUUGACAAGCUGCGGCCCUUGUGCUACGCCCACGCGGACGUCUUCCUGCUGUGCUUCAGCGUGGUCAGCCCCGCUUCCUUCCAGAACAUCCGCGAGAAGUGGGUCCCCGAAGUGCGGCGUCACUGCCCCGGGGCCCCCGUGGUCCUGGUGGGGACCCAGUGCGACCUGCGCCAGGACGUCGGCGUCCUCAUCGAGCUGGACCGGGGCCGGGAGAAGCCCGUGGCCGGCCAGGCGGCCCGGCUGUGCGCCGACGAGGUCGGGGCCGCCGCCUACGUCGAGUGCUCGGCCCUGACGCAGAAGAACCUGAAGGAGGUCUUUGACGCCGCCAUCUUGGCGGGCAUCCGGUUCUCCGACGCCCAGCGCCUGCACCAGCAGCCAAAGAAAGCCAAGAGCAGGACUCCGGACAAAAUGAAAACCCUGUCCAAAGCCUGGUGGAAAAAGUACUGCUGCCUGGCAUAGCAGCCCCGGACACGGCGGGCUGGAUGGCGGAACCCACAUUAGCUGAGCGGACCGUGGUUUCAAUGUAUAGGGACUGUACAGAGGGGGGGUGGUGAGUGUGGAUGUGUGUAGGGAUGGGCGGGCCUCCGUUCCCGGUCUCCAUCCCUGGCGGUCCUUCUGGGCCUGAGAAGGCUCUCUGAAGGACAACGGCGGUCCCCCGGCCCCAUGCCUCCAGUUGUCCCCUCCCGCGGUGGGGAGGACGGGCCGUGGAAGCGACGGGCAAUCCGGGCCGCGUGGUGGGUGUGUCUGUGGACAGGGGCAGGGAGACCGCCCGGAAGGACCACCAUGCUUGGAGAACGGGGUCGGCUUGGGACCCCCGUGGAGCCACUGCCGUCAGAAGGGGCUCCCUCCCCCCAAUGCCGACCUCCUGGCAGGGGGCGGGCACUGAAGUUCAGGGGGUUGGCUCGCUGGUGGGUAGGGAGAGAAGGAGUGAGGAUGGCGGGGGGACCUUCCUGAGAGAGCUCACCCUCUUUUCUCCCAUGGCUCCUGGAGCCUGGAGAUACUGCUGAUCAGAGAUGAAGCUUCCCAGCACAAUGUGAGAUGAUGAAUAGGCUCUCCACCCCCCUGCCCACCUCCCCCAAGGCAGGAGACGGGUGCCCAGCUAAUCCAGUUUUCUGGAAUUCCUCAGACGAAAUCCCGGUCACCCCAUGUCAGUUGCUGCGGACAAGUCCUCACGUCUCUAGGGAGCGGCUCCCAGGAUGCCGGGCCUGGGGGCAGCGACCUGCCUCCGUUCCGGGCAGAGAGAGGGUCACCCUUGAAGCUGCUCGGUCGGGAGGGCUGGAAUCAACCCUCAAAGCUCCAAGGGCAGUGGUGGCCGUGGAGCUCAGGAGUCGGAAACAUCCUGGCUGAUCCCACCUGGUUUCUCCCCCUCCUCUGGGCGUCUGAGGGGGGACGGGGUAGGAAACGUCCCAGAACCAGGGCGCGUCUGUCACGUGCGCGCUUCAGGCGGCCAGCCCACUUCCAGAGCCAGAAAACGUUCUUGUUCUCUGGCUGGCGUCCCCGAAGGAGAUUUCGUAAUCCGCCCGUGUGGGGACGAGCCUGCCUCCAAACAGGGCGCGUGCCUCCCGUGUCCCGCCUCAUUCCAUUCUUCUCCCCAUCCUGGGCCCGCCGAGGUCCCGGGGCUGUGGGGGGUUCUCCGGAAUAUCUCCUCCGCCGAUCUGGAAAGAAGACGGGUGUUUCGCAAGCCGAAAGGAGGAGACAUUCCCCCACUCCACGUCGUCCGAGCCGUCAUGUGCCUUACUGUGCGGUGGUUUCGUGGCGAGGACUCUGAGCCUGGUUUUGUUUGAAAAGAUAAACGAGGAGCGAGGUCGA